Messenger RNA from Dovyalis caffra, 735 nucleotides. The record is from the annotation of a GenBank genome assembly. NCBI's taxonomy places the organism in Eukaryota, Viridiplantae, Streptophyta, Magnoliopsida, Malpighiales, Salicaceae.
AUGGCUGAAAGUGAUGUCAAUAUGCAACAACAAUUGACCAAAGAGGAGGAAGAGAGGAGGCUGAAGUACUUGCAAUUUGUGCAAGUGGCUGCAAUACAUGCGGUGUUGACAUUUACGAACCUGUAUAUUUAUGCUAAGGACAAGGCUGGUCCAUUGAAGCCUGGUGUGGAGACUGUCGAGGGGACGGUUAAGAGUGUUGUUGGACCUGUUUAUGAUAAGUUUCGUGAUGUUCCUAGUGAAGUUCUCAAGUUUGUUGAUCGCAAGGUGGAUGAAUCUGUCAUUAAUUUGGACAGCCAUGUGCCCCGACUAGUCAAGCAGGUGUCAUUCCGAGCCCUUUCAGCAGCUCAAAAUGCUCCAGUGGCAGCUCGAGCUGUGGCUUCUGAAGUUCAGCGUUCUGGUGUGAAAGAAACAGCCUCUGAAUUGGCAAAAACCGUGUAUGCCAAGUACGAGCCUACAGCCAAGGAGCUCUACUCUAAGUACGAGCCGAAGGCAGAACAAGCUGCCGUUUCUGCCUGGCGCAAGCUCAAUCAGCUCCCACUCUUCCCUCAAGUGGCUCAGGUGGUUGUGCCAACUGCAGCCUUCUGUUCUGAGAAGUACAAUCAAACCGUACUCAGCACUGCAGAGAAGGGAUACAAGGUAUCUUCAUAUUUGCCUUUGGUGCCUACCGAGAAGAUUGCUAAGGUCUUCAGCGAUGAAGUGCCCGAAUCAACCCCAUUGGUUUCCAGCUCGGCGUAA